UAUCCUUCUGUCAAAUCUUAUCAUCCAUCCGCUCCUCAUCAGUGUAGGAGAAACUCUUUUUUUUUAAUUGUGUUUUCUUUCCUCGCAGGAAAUAUGUUGAAUUCAGAAAAGUACUGGGUCACAAAACAUAUUGUUCAACGCAAAUUGGGCAAAAAGGACGAUGUAUGUAUAGAGUCCUCAGAUGCAGAACUGGAUUCGAAAAUCGAUUUAUUUAAAUCAAUAAACGAAUCAUGCUUGAAUUUACAUCGAAUUAUCGACAGUUACCAGGAACGAAUCUGUAUUGUAGCUCAAGAGGAAAAUUCUGUUGGAAAGUUUCUGAAAGAAACUGGAAAGGGCAGUGCAACGAGUGGAAAACCAAUGAACACUGCUGGAAAGUCUUUAUCGUAUUGUGGCCAGCAACGAAUGACGGUACGAGCGCCAUUAAUGAGACUUCAUCAUGAGUUAGAGACAUUCCGUAACCGUGCUAUCUCAGAUACCCAUCACACAAUCCAGGCUAUGGAGAAGGAACGAACCGAAUAUCGAGCUGCAUUAAACUGGAUGAAAUCAGCGAGUGCACAAUUGGAUCCAGAUACCGGCAGAGGCUUGGAAAAGUUUCGUAAAGCUCAACAACAUGUUCGUGCGUCGAAAACGAAAUUUGAUAAAUUGACGUUGGAUUGUCUGCAGAAGAUCGAUUUGUUGGCCGCUGCUCGUUGCAACAUGUUUUCCCAUGUCUUAGUGGCCUAUCAAUCGACAAUGUUAGAGUUUGCCAAUAAAACUAUGGACACAUUCAAUAGUGCCAUGACCGCAUUGGAAAAGGAGCCGCAUUACAGUUUCACCAUUCUAAAAGAGCUGACACAAGGAUCUGAUGCUCCCGAGAAAGAGAGUCAACUGGCUGCGGUAGAUUCCGAUCAAAUGCUGUUCUUUAAGGAUGACUACAAAGAUGACAUUACAUCGCAACCAAAUGAAGCUGCAGCGAAAACCACAGAUGACAAAAAAGACAAAGUUUUGCCAUCGGAAUUGAUUGACGUUACCGAUGGUUCUACUAAUCAAUCGGAAUCGGUGUCAUCAACUGUGAACAUCACUAACGACCAAUCGUUGGUAGAUACGUCCACGUCCACCGAUCUUCUGAAAAUGAUGAGUGAAUCCGACUUUGGUGAUUUCGUGUCCAGCACACCAUAUAUGCCGUCUCAGCUUCUUAUGAAUGAUCUUGCGACAUUUUCGUUCGACGAUGCGCCUACUGAUUCGACCAAAGCGCCGCCAAUGUCGACCGAGUCUUCGGCCGAAAGUGUGAUGAAGGUGAAAAAUUCGAUUUUACAAUUGUUCAACAAAACGUCCAGUACACCAUCGACGACCAGUGACGAAACCGAUGCGGACAAAAAGCCGACUUCACAACAAUCCAAGUCUCGCAAAGAUAAAUCGGCUUGGUACGAUUUGUUUGCUGAUCUGGAUCCGUUGGCGAAUCCAGAAACGUUGGAGAAGAAAUUGAGCGAAAAUAGUCAAGCGGCUUGAGUGUCAACGCUGAACAAAUUAUUUGAAUAUUUUAUUUCGUUUAAUGUUUUGUGGUUAGCUGUGUGCCGAUAUAGACGAAUAUGCUUAUCUAUUCUUAAUUUAUUUUAUUUAUUUUUAAUUUAUAUUUUGAUCUCAUUGUCGUAUAUUUUUUAGUGAAUAAUCAAUUGUAAUCAUUGACCAGCGGAGAUAUCCUAAAUUUUUUGAAUUUAAUUUCUUCUAGUCAUUUUAAAACGUGAUAAUCAAAAAUUUGUCUCAGAAAAUAAUGUCUUGAAUUUGAAAAUAUACGUACGCAUUAUACAUUAUCGAGC
Messenger RNA from Bradysia coprophila, 1796 nucleotides. It is a transcript of the gene ICA69, whose product is annotated as islet cell autoantigen 1-like protein. Lineage: Eukaryota; Metazoa; Arthropoda; Insecta; Diptera; Sciaridae. Gene Ontology annotation, molecular function: protein domain specific binding. Gene Ontology annotation, cellular component: Golgi apparatus. Gene Ontology annotation, biological process: regulation of transport. The record is from RefSeq and is a predicted model, not a curated record.